Molecule: messenger RNA, 1884 nt
Organism: Aspergillus alliaceus
Lineage: Eukaryota; Fungi; Ascomycota; Eurotiomycetes; Eurotiales; Aspergillaceae
Product: chaperonin-containing T-complex subunit CCT6
Exons: 7
Coding region: 163-1785 (540 amino acids)
Biological process (GO): protein folding
Cellular component (GO): chaperonin-containing T-complex
Molecular function (GO): ATP binding; ATP hydrolysis activity; ATP-dependent protein folding chaperone
Source: RefSeq, a predicted model, not a curated record
GGGCUUUUUGCCAAAACCACGAGCUCACCGCAUUGGACGGCAAACACCACCAGCUUUGUGCCAGUGCGGGCUAUUCUUUGAGGCUGAUAGCACCAGCAAGCCUAUUUUUCUACGAGUUCAUUCGCUGGGGAUUGCUGAUUGCCAUUUACCCUCUCAGCGAAAAUGUCUGCAACUCAGUUACUCAAUCCCAAGGCCGAGUCGAGGCGGAGGGCGGAAGCCUUGAAGGUCAAUAUUAGCGCUGGUGAGGGUCUCCAGGAUGUUCUGAAAUCUAACCUGGGUCCCUCCGGCACAUUGAAGAUGUUGGUAGACGGUGCCGGCGGAAUCAAAUUGACUAAGGAUGGCAACGUGCUCUUGCGGGAGAUGCAAAUUCAAAACCCUACUGCUGUUAUGAUCGCCCGGGCUGCGACCGCACAGGAUGAUAUCACCGGUGAUGGAACAACUUCCGUGGUUUUGUUGGUGGGAGAGCUUCUGAAGCAAGCAGACCGUUACAUUUCCGAAGGACUACACCCUAGAGUGAUCACAGAUGGAUAUGAAAUUGCAAAGAACGAGGCUCUUAAGUUCCUUGACCAGUUCAAGAUUGAGCGUACAAUUGACCGUGAGCUGUUGCUAUCUGUCGCUCGGACUUCACUCAGUACGAAACUGAACAGUGCACUCGCCGAAAAGCUUACCCCCGAUAUUGUCGAUGCCGUUCUCGCCAUCCACCGUGCUCCCGAGAAGCCAGAUCUGCACAUGGUUGAAAUUAUGACCAUGCAACAUCGCACAUCUUCUGAUACUCAGCUUAUUCGUGGUCUUGCCCUAGACCACGGUGCAAGACACCCUGAUAUGCCUAAGAGGGUAGAAAAUGCUUUCAUCCUCACCUUGAACGUCAGUCUGGAGUAUGAGAAAUCGGAGAUCAACUCCGGUUUCUACUAUUCAUCUGCCGAGCAGAGAGAUAAAUUGGUGGAGAGCGAGCGUAAAUUCGUCGACUCGAAACUGCAGAAGAUUGUGGAGCUUAAGAAGGAGGUCUGCGGAACCGACCCGAAGAAGAGUUUUGUUGUCAUCAAUCAAAAGGGUAUCGAUCCUCUGAGCUUGGAUGUCCUCUCCAAGAAUGGUAUCCUUGCCCUCCGGAGAGCCAAGCGGAGAAACAUGGAACGCCUUCAAUUGAUUUGCGGUGGUGUCGCACAGAACAGCGUGGAGGACCUAUCACCCGAUGUCCUUGGAUGGGCUGGUCUCGUUUAUGAACACCAGCUCGGAGAAGAGAAGUACACUUUCGUCGAAGAAGUCAAGGACCCUAAGUCCGUUACCAUCCUCAUCAAGGGACCCAACCAACAUACCAUUGCCCAGGUUAAGGAUGCGGUCCGUGACGGUCUGCGGUCCGUGUACAACUCCAUCGUUGAUGGCUGUGUUAUCCCCGGCGCUGGUGCAUUCCAAGUUGCCUGUGCCGCGCAUCUGUCAUCUGAGGACUUCCGCAAGACUGUGAAGGGUAAGGCCAAAUGGGGUGUUGCUGCCUUUGCCGACGCCCUCUUGAUUAUUCCCAAGACUCUUGCGGCCAACUCAGGCCACGACAUUCAAGACUCCUUGGCAGCUCUGCAAGAUGAGCGUUCCGAGGGUAACAUAGUUGGUCUGGAUCUGAUUACUGGCGAACCGAUGGACCCUGUGCAGGAGGGUGUCUUCGAUUCCUUCCGCGUCCUGCGCAACUGCAUCGCGUCGAGCACUGGUAUCGCUUCUAACUUGCUUCUGUGUGACGAGCUGCUGAAGGCCAGACAGAUGGGUAAGUCAGGAGGACCAGGUGGUAUGGAUGAGUAAUGCAGUCACAAACGUAUAGAUCAAGUUAUGUAAAGGAAAUCUGAGAGGAUUUAUAUUCGGAUUUCUGCUUUUAAAAAAUUAGUUGAUGCCCAAAAUGUA